Molecule: messenger RNA, 1331 nt
Organism: Rhineura floridana
Lineage: Eukaryota; Metazoa; Chordata; Lepidosauria; Squamata; Rhineuridae
Gene: KCNAB1
Product: potassium voltage-gated channel subfamily A regulatory beta subunit 1
Exons: 14
Coding region: 1-1227 (408 amino acids)
Biological process (GO): negative regulation of delayed rectifier potassium channel activity; potassium ion transport; transmembrane transport
Cellular component (GO): voltage-gated potassium channel complex; cytoplasm; extrinsic component of cytoplasmic side of plasma membrane
Molecular function (GO): transmembrane transporter binding; potassium channel regulator activity; voltage-gated potassium channel activity
Source: RefSeq, a predicted model, not a curated record
AUGAAUCUAUUUAAGCCAAUCUGUACAGAUCUCCCACCACCCAAAAUGGGUGUGCCAAAGGUCAAUGAAACACCUUCAAAGAAUGAAAGACAGAGGAUGAUUCGUAAAGUUUGCCCUCCAGUAGGGCACUGGCCUGGAGGACUGAGGAGCCAAGCAGAGCAGAAGUUACUGGAGAAGUUUUUACUUAUGCACGGACUGUUGAUACAGCAAACUGUCAAAGCUGCAACAGGGAUGACAUACAGAAACCUUGGGAAAUCUGGAUUAAGAGUCUCAUGUUUGGGGCUGGGGACGUGGGUCACGUUUGGAGGUCAAAUUUCAGAUGAGGUUGCUGAACAGCUCAUGACUAUUGCAUAUGAGAGUGGAGUAAAUCUAUUUGACACGGCAGAGGUGUACGCAGCUGGCAAGGCCGAGGUGAUUUUGGGAAACAUAAUAAAAAAGAAAGGUUGGAGGAGGUCAAGUCUGGUCAUUACAACAAAACUCUACUGGGGCGGAAAAGCUGAAACAGAAAGAGGGCUUUCAAGAAAGCACAUUAUUGAAGGAUUAAAAGGCUGUCUCCAGAGGCUGCAGCUUGAGUAUGUGGAUGUUGUCUUUGCAAAUCGACCAGACAAUAAUACCCCGAUGGAAGAAAUUGUCCGAGCAAUGACGCAUGUGAUAAACCAAGGCAUGGCAAUGUACUGGGGAACCUCUCGCUGGAGCGCCAUGGAGAUCAUGGAAGCCUAUUCGGUAGCAAGGCAGUUUAAUAUGAUCCCACCAGUGUGUGAACAAGCGGAAUACCACCUUUUCCAAAGAGAGAAAGUAGAGGUUCAGUUGCCGGAACUGUAUCACAAGAUAGGAGUUGGAGCAAUGACGUGGUCUCCUCUCGCCUGUGGCAUUAUCUCAGGGAAAUACGCCAAUGGAAUUCCUGAAAGCUCAAGGGCAUCCCUGAAGUGCUACCAGUGGUUAAAGGAAAAAAUUGUGAGCGAGGAAGGGAGGAAACAGCAAACGAAGCUGAAAGAUCUCUUCCCAAUUGCCGAACGCCUUGGGUGCACCCUACCUCAGCUAGCUGUCGCAUGGUGUCUACGUAAUGAAGGUGUGAGUUCUGUCCUCCUAGGAUCUUCCAAUCCAGAGCAGCUAAUAGAGAAUCUUGGUGCCAUACAGGUUCUUCCAAAGAUGACAUCCCACAUUGUGAACGAGAUUGAUAAUAUCUUGGGAAACAAGCCUUACAGCAAGAAGGACUACAGAUCCUAAAGUGUUGCAUGAUUAACUGGACUGCAUGGCUAAACCAGUACUCUGUACGUAGUACAGUACCAAGUCAAUAUUAUCCGGUUAGAAUUAUUCAGCAAUCUGUAUUG